This is a messenger RNA of Symbiodinium sp. CCMP2456, 384 nucleotides long. The record is from the annotation of a GenBank genome assembly. Lineage: Eukaryota; Dinophyceae; Suessiales; Symbiodiniaceae.
AUGAAGUACCGGUUCGACUUGUAUGUGCGAUAUACUGUUGAGAUCGACCUGCCCAACCUGAUCUCGUCAAUGGACGCCUUGAACGGUGUCGCGAACCGGGAGUUUGCCUACAUUCUCAGGGAGUUCACCAAACUCCAGAUGUACUGCUGCAGCGGGCCUCCCGCAUCCGGAUGGAGCAGCCAGGUCAUUGGCCGGCUGCAGAGCGACCAGGACUUGGCCCAGUACAUGUCCGCUUUGCCGGCUGGAGGGCCGGUGUUCGAGGUGCACAUGCCAGACGGCUUUGACGCCGGUGCCUGGUACCAGAGUAACAUGCAGAACUACCAGACCCACAUCCAGAAGCUCACGGACCAGGUCAACAACCUGAGGCCAUGUCUUCAGAGCUGA